CUCUAGCGUCUGUUAAUCAAUUUGGAUUUCGAUUAUCGUACUUGCAAUGAAGGGGUGUUAGAAUAGACAACAGGGUAUCGAGCUUUUAUCGCAGCAGGAGGCGCAGUCCAAUCCAGUCGAUUUUUUGCUAAAUACCGAUAUGAGAGAGUAUGGAGAGCAAAUUAUACCUUCUGCGUUGAAUGCUGCGACGGAGGUUAAGACAGGAAAGUAUAUUUUUCAGGUUUCGCUUUCAAUUCGACUGUUGUGACUAGAUCCUAGCCAUUUCGAAUAUUACUGCACCAAGUAUCAAUCAAACGAGUAAUAUGUGCCCCCGUAUGCUCCGCUUGAAGUUAACAGACGGAGUGUCAUCGUUCUAUGCUAUCGAAUAUGAACCGAUCAACAGUCUGCGGUUGGACACACCCCCUGGUACUAAGAUCCUUCUCACAGAUCCCGAAUUCUACAACGGCCGCUGUUUGUUGCGCCAAGGCAAAAUCCAAGUGCUGGGCGGAGUGGUUUCCGAGAUGGUGGCUCUUUGGAAGGCCCAAGAGUCCCUCAGCUAUCGCAACCGAUUUCGCUCCAAGGUCUGCAAAGCCAGCGGCAAGCCUCCCAAAUUCAUCUCUUUCGAAGACUUCGUAAAGCAAAAGCAUCGCAAAGCGCAGCCUGAAUCAACUUCGAUUUCUGCCUCUACAACGAAAGGCAGCGCCGGCCAGAUCCCGGCAGUGAAGAAAGUGGAAGACCUGGACCUCACUGCGAUCGAAGACCGUCGCAAGAAAGACCUGGGCGAUCGGAGCCAGGCCUCCGUGAAGGAGCUCGGCGUGUGGGGCUCCUCCAAGCAGCUCGACAAGCCCGUUUCCGAUCCCUCCAGACGCGAACGCCCCGUCGUGGAGCGUCGCGAGCAUCGAGAACGGCGCGAAACCCCCGCCACGCAAACGUUGGGGGACGCCGGUCUCUCUUUGUCGAGCAAGAGCGUUCCAUCGGCGGCCAAACCGUCCGUGAAAAUCGAUUCGGUGUGCUCCGCGAAAGUGAUCGACCUCUCGCUCUCCUCCGACCUGGAUUUCUAUCUCCAGAUGGACAAAACGCCGCUCGUGGUUCCCGCGGGGAACCGGCUGCGCAGUUUCCUGCUGGGCGAAGAAGAAGCCGCGCUUUUUGACGGGGUUCGCGCGUCGAUGAAGGGCGUUUCGUACCGAUUUGGGCUGGUCCGCGAGGGCGGACGGGACGUGGUGGUAGGAGCGAGCGUGGGAGUGUGA
Blastocystis hominis is the source of this 1226-nucleotide messenger RNA. RefSeq lists its product as hypothetical. Bases 303 to 1226 code for a protein of 307 amino acids. Lineage: Eukaryota; Bigyra; Opalinata; Blastocystidae. The transcript is spliced from 2 exons. Gene Ontology annotation, cellular component: nuclear body; RecQ family helicase-topoisomerase III complex. Gene Ontology annotation, biological process: resolution of meiotic recombination intermediates; double-strand break repair via homologous recombination. The record is from RefSeq and is a predicted model, not a curated record.